UGUCUGAGACCAGAUUUGAACAUAGGAUCUCCCAUCUCUAAGCCUGGCUCUCAAUUCAUUGAGCCACUUAGCUUCCCCCUUUACCUUUCAUUAAAAAAAAAAGAAGAAGAAAUUUAUUGGUCUUUUUGAACAUCAUUUUAACUUCCCAAUGGCUUCUUCUCUCCUUAUGUCCCCAAAUAGAAACUUCUCUUGUAGCAAAUAAAUUCAGUCAAGCAACACACAUUACCAUAUUAGUGAAGUGUGACAUGUAUGCCUCAUUUGCUAGAAUCUAACAAAUUUAGAGCUAAAGGGACAUUGGAAGUCCCUUGGUCCAACCAAUAAUUUCACAUAUGAAGAAAUGGAGACAAAGCUAGGUUAGGUGGCUUGCCUGACAUCACAAAGGUAGAGAACCAGGAUUAGAAUCUAGUUCUCAUUUCAAAUCCAUCCUUUUCCCUGUACCAGACUACUUCCCAAAUUCUAUACUCAACAGUUUGGCACCUCUUUGCUGAGAAGUAGUAGAAACACUUCAUCAUCAUUCCUUUGAUGUUGUAACUGCAUGCUGAAUUCCAAAGUCUUUCAGUGCUAAGUUCCUUUACAUUAUUGUGGUCACUAUGGAAAUUGUCCAAGUUCUACUUACUGUGCCCUGCAUCAAUUCAUACAUGUCUUCCCAAGUUUCUCUGAAUUCUUCAUAUUUAUAAUUUCUUAAAGCACAACUAUGUUAAAUUGCAUUCAUAUGAUAUAAUUUAUUCUGCUAUUCCCCAAUUGAUGGGCAUCUACUUUGUUACCACUUCUCUGCUACUAUAAAAGGUGAUGAUAUAAAACUUUUUAAUAUAAACAAUUUUCCCUCUAUCUUCGACCUUCUUGAGGAAAUAUGGGAUGUAUAAAAUCAAAAAGGAAACACAGUUCAACUCAUGAUGGAAUAGAUUUGAAGACGCAACCAGUACGUAAUACUGACCGAACUAUUUAUGUGAGAGAUCCAACGUCCAAUAAACAGCAAAGGCCAGUACACAAUGUAGACUCUGAUCUUUUACCAGGACAAAGGUUUCAGAGCAAUGAUUCAGAAGAAGAAAUGGUAAUAGCCAUAUAUCCCUAUGAAGGCCUUCACCCUGAUGACUUAUCCUUCAAGAAAGGAGAAAAAAUGAAAGUCCUUGAAGAGUAUGGAGAAUGGUGGAAAGCCAAGUCUCUUUCAACCAAGAAAGAAGGCUACAUUCCCAGCAAUUAUGUAGCAAAACUCAACUCCCUAGAAACAGAAGAUUGGUUUUUUAAGGAUAUAACCCGGAAAGAUGCUGAAAGACAACUUCUGCUCCCAGGAAAUAGAGUAGGAGCAUAUCUUAUCCGAGAAAGUGAAACAUUAAAAGGAAGUUUCUCUCUAUCUGUUCGCGAUUAUGACCCACUGCAUGGUGAUGUUAUUAAGCACUACAAAAUUAGAAGUUUGGACAAUGGAGGUUAUUAUAUAUCUCCAAGAAUUACUUUUCCCACUAUCACUGACCUAAUUAAGCAUUACCAAAGGCAGCCCGAUGGUUUGUGCAGAAGGCUUGAUAAGGCAUGUAUUAGUACACAACCACAAAAGCCGUGGGACAAAGAUGCUUGGGAAAUUCCACGUGAAUCAAUUAAAUUAGUGAAGAAGCUUGGUGCGGGACAAUUUGGAGAAGUCUGGAUGGGCUACUAUAAUGGUAGUACCAAAGUGGCUGUGAAAACUCUGAAGCCAGGAACUAUGUCUGUGCAAUCAUUUAUAGAAGAAGCUAACCUUAUGAAAACACUUCAGCAUGAAAAGUUAGUGAGGCUCUAUGCUGUGGUUACCAAAGAAGAGCCCAUUUAUAUUGUAACCGAAUUCAUGGCAAAAGGGAGUUUGUUGGAUUUCCUGAAGAGUGGAGAAGGAACGAAACUGCUGCUUCCAAAGCUAAUUGAUUUUUCGGCACAGAUAGCAGAAGGAAUGGCCUUCCUUGAGAGGAAGAACUACAUCCAUCGAGACCUAAGAGCAGCUAAUGUUCUCGUCUCUGAGUCACUGAUAUGCAAGAUUGCUGAUUUUGGCCUUGCUCGAAUAAUUAGAGAUGAUGAAUAUAAAGCAAGGGAAGGUGCAAAAUUCCCUAUUAAGUGGACAGCUCCAGAGGCAAUAAACUUUGGAUCCUUUUCUAUUAAAUCAGAUGUAUGGUCCUUUGGAAUUCUCAUAUAUGAAAUUAUAACCUAUGGGAAAGUUCCCUAUCCAGGGAGAACUAAUGCUGAAGUGAUAAUGGCUCUGGGGAAAGGAUACAGGAUGCCACGCAUGGAUAGCUGUCCAAAUGAGCUCUAUGACAUCAUGAGCAUGUGCUGGAAAGAGAGAGCAGAAGAAAGGCCAACAUUUGAUUAUUUACAGAGUGUGCUGGAAGACUACUACACAGCAACAGAAGGACAAUAUCAACAACAGCCUUAGAACAAAGGAAUACUUUUUUCCCAAUUGGCAUAGACAGAUGCCACAUUAAACACACAUACACACAAACACACUCACACACACACACAAACUGGUUGCACAAGUUAUUUCAAUGUGCCUGGAUCAGCCACUGAGCCUGGUUCCUGAAAGUAAAGGCUGAAAUAACUCAGGAAGAAUCUGUAUACUUUACCCAGAAAGAGAUGCCCACUUCUUGACUGAUAGAACAGAAUGGAAAAGAAUAAAUGGGGGAUGACUGGCCCAGAGGAUAAACUACUCAUCUGCUGGUAACCUUAUCUGUCUAAGCCAACAUAUGAAUCCAAACUUAGAAGGAAAAGAAUAGAUCCAAUUAAAACAUGUAUGCUCUGACUGUAUUUCUAGGUGGAAAUGUGAUAAUUACUUUCAAAUGUGAUCCAUGUCAGCAAAUUGUGGCACAACUAUUUUCAGACCAAAUGUACUCUUUAUAAAGUCACCAUCAAUGAUUACACACUGCAGGAAUUCUUUGUCUCUUCCAUAGAUUUGUACUCACUCAAAAAAGAAAGGGAAAUGUCAUCAAACUAACUAUGAUAACGGUGAAAUCAGUGACUUAGAAAUACCUCCUCUCCUCCCUUAAAACCUAAUCCCAAAACACCAUUCUGCUGCAGGGACAGCUCAGCCACAGACUUUUCCUCAGUGGAAAGGGACCAAGAUUUUUCAUUUUUUAAAUGUCAGUGUUAUAUCCUAAGGAAGAGCUAUGUUUCAAUGACAAACCAUAAUUCCCAAUGUAUGAAAAUCGUCAAUAGCAUUUGAUUAUUUUGGGCAUUAGAAACAGCAGUAAGAUUAUGGUGUUCACAAGAACUUUUUGUACUGCAUUGUGGGGGAAAAAAAUGGAAAAACUUUUUCUUUAGCCACUUCCAGUGAUCAGAGAGACAUUUUUAUGCUGAAUUUUAACUGCAUUGUAGACUUUGCCUUAAUGGAUGAUUGAUUUGUUUUUAAUGAUUCAAACCUAUAAUGUCUAAGUAAUUGGAGAUUUGUAUGGGACUCUUUAUAGCUAGCAGUUGAGGCUCUAAGGAAUUACUAUGCUUACUGUCUGUGGUGUAAGGUGGGAAAAGACAUAUUUUUGGUUACUAAACUUUUCUAUUAUAAUAAGCAUUUAUUGAUUUUUCUAAAAGCCUCACCCUUGUAACAUUUCACUCAGAUUACCAUGUAAAUACCUAAUAUGUCUAUGUUUGAUUGUUUUUAUUUCAACAUGCACUGGUUUGAUGACAUUUUUUUUUAAUUCCCUUGUGUGUUGCCUCCUCAACUAGUGUCAACUUUUUUUUUUUUUAAGGACAGAUGGCAGGUGAAAAGACCAAUUGCAUUGAUUCCCUAGAGCAUUUGGAUAAAAAUGAAUAAUUUCCAAUUCUACUUAUGAACUUGAUAACUUCAGAAAUAAAGUAAAAAGGAAAUGGAUUACUUAGAGGCCUAAAUAUCUUUUCAUGAGUUCAAAAUACUCCAUUUCUUUUUUCCACAGAUUUCAAAAUAGAUUGCUGAACUCCAUUGUUAAAUUUUGGGGACUAAUGGGAAAGGGUAGUCAAUCAAUUUUUUUCUCUAUGCUUCCAUUCUUUCUCAGGGUUUUUAUAAAAUAUGUCCUAAGACAUUCUAUGGUUACCACCUCCAGAUGCCAUAUCUUCACAUAUUCCAUAUUCACAGGUAAAGUAUUAUAUUUAAGCAGCAUCUGCACAGCCAGUACCUUUUUCAUCUACUUGAUUGUGUCCAUAAAUACUGUUAUUUUCAUCUUAGCAUGAUUAUAUUUCUGCACAACAAUUUAGGGGUAGGAGAGAGUUCACAAUGUGAAGACAAUCCCAACUAAACCUCUAAAAGAGAAUCCGUGGCUUCCUGAUAUUUCUCUAUGGUCCCAUUAUCUUUCAACUUUUUUCGUUUAUUACUUCUUCUUUCAUUUUCUUAAGUCUUUUCCUAAAAACACAAGACCUGAUCAGUCAAGAAAUCUUUUCUUUUUCUCCAUUUUGUUUCCUUCUAUCUUGCCUAGAACUCUUCUGGCUGACCCAUAUGCUAGAGUAACAUUCUGCUUCCCAUGUGACAACCCAGUUUUCUUCCUCUUUAAAAACUCUUCCAGGCUUCUGGGAAUGUCAUCUUGAAUCAGAUACCUCAUGACUGACAGACAAAAUCAGGGAUUGAAGUAGAUGGUUGAGUGAUAUGUUGAUAUCUACACUGACUUAUUGAGAAUUUUUAUGUACACACAUCAUUAUUAUACACUGAGGAAUCUUUUGGUAACAUUCUUCUGCCUUAACAUUUGUCUUGUUGAGAGUCCUAGCUAAUGGACUAAGAUUUCUGACUUGCUCCAGAGAGGGUGGACACUUUAGGAUGGUGUGUUGAAUAAUAAAGGGUGAUCCUGCCCAAGUGAACAAAAUGAUGGCAUAACACGCAAGGGUGAAAACACAAGGUUUGACAGUUUCCUUUAGUCAGCUUUCUGAUAGUGACCCACUUCCCCAGGUAGUUCAGAAAUUUAGAAACUCCAAGGGUAUAACCAUCUUCUUCCCCAGAGCCAAAAAUAGAUUGGCACCCGUUCCAUGGCAAACACUACAACAGUAAUAGCAAUUUGGGAUGUUGUUGGUAUUCUAUUUUAAUAUUCCUGGAGUAAAUGAGCCCUAUCCUAACAAAGUAUAUCACUGAUGACAUAAUUGUAUUUGUAUUUUACAUGGUAAAGCAUAUCAUGGGCACCUAAUAAAAUGUUAACAAUUUUUAAACUUGUCCAAAA
Messenger RNA from Monodelphis domestica (gray short-tailed opossum), 5120 nucleotides. It is a transcript of the gene LYN, whose product is annotated as LYN proto-oncogene, Src family tyrosine kinase. Gene Ontology annotation, biological process: protein phosphorylation. Gene Ontology annotation, molecular function: ATP binding; protein binding; protein tyrosine kinase activity. The record is from RefSeq and is a predicted model, not a curated record. Lineage: Eukaryota; Metazoa; Chordata; Mammalia; Didelphimorphia; Didelphidae.